This is a messenger RNA of Pectinophora gossypiella (pink bollworm), 7747 nucleotides long. Its product is annotated as nuclear factor NF-kappa-B p110 subunit-like. The coding region runs from base 200 to 2767 and encodes 855 amino acids. Gene Ontology annotation, cellular component: cytoplasm. NCBI's taxonomy places the organism in Eukaryota, Metazoa, Arthropoda, Insecta, Lepidoptera, Gelechiidae. The transcript has 21 exons. The record is from RefSeq and is a predicted model, not a curated record. Gene Ontology annotation, molecular function: DNA binding; protein binding; DNA-binding transcription factor activity. Gene Ontology annotation, biological process: regulation of DNA-templated transcription; cellular response to stress; innate immune response.
GAGCUGUCAAAGUUGUCUGUCAAUAACAAAAAAUUAAAAAGUUCAGCCGCGCCGAAUGUGUUUAGUGAAAAAAGUAUUUUUUCUUAUUAGAUUUGUGAUCUUUUCAGCGUUAUAUCCAAAAUAAUUACAACUUCACUGAAAAUGUUUUAAAGUAAGUUAAAUAGUAAGUUGAGAAGGAAGUGUGAAGUUAACAGUGAUUAUGUCUGGGAGUGAAGUAGACAGCGAGGGGUCGAAUUUGGACCUUCAAGGAGUAUCAGUGACUCCCUAUUCGUCGCCAUCGCAACAGGUGCCGAGCGCGGGGUCGAGUCGAAUAUCCUACAUUGAAGAAAUGUCUUUGCAUGAUGGGCCUCACUUGAUAAUAGUGACGCAGCCUCAGAACCACUUCAGGUUCAGGUACAAGACGGAGAGGGAGUCGGGCACGCAUGGCUGUCUGCAAGGCAAGUCCAAGGUUCCUGGCGUGCCCAAGACUUACCCCACUGUGCAGCUGAAGAAUUACAGUGGAUGUGCUACUAUAAAGUGUAAGCUAUACCAGCAUGAGAGAGACUUUGAACAUCCUCACACGUUGCAUGAAGACGAUAUAGAAGUCAGUGCUCAAGUUCCGGACGAGAACAGCUAUAUGGUUUGUUUUCGAGGCCUGGGCGUCAUACAUACAGCCAAAAGAGACCUGCCAGGCUUGUUGUAUAAUAAGCGGGAGAAGAGUAUGACCAAAGAAGAAUUAAAAAAAAUAACUAAAAAAGAGCUACGCGAAGAAUGCAAGAAGGCAGCGAAAUUAAUCAACUUGAACGCGGUCCGACUGAGGUUUAGCGCGCAUGACUCCGACACAGAUAAAGAAAUAUGCGAGCCUGUGUUCUCAGAAACGAUAUACAACAUGAAGAGUCCGGAAACCAAUGUGCCGAAAAUAUGCGACGCCAGCCGCUGCUACGGGAAGCCUCAGGGAGGCAACAGGAUCAUAUUGCUGGUCGAAAAAGUAAAGAAAGGAAAUGUGCGAGUCAAUGUGUUCGAGGGGGACGCGGAAGGGAACCGGGUCUGGGAGGCCCCGGUGUACCUGCUGGAUAACAAUAUUCACUAUCAGACGGCCAUAUCGUUUAACACCCCGCCAUACAAAGACCCGGAGACCCCAGAAGACGUGAAGGUCCACAUCGAGCUGCAGAGGCUAUCAGACGGUGCUCGCAGCAACCCCACUCCCUUCACAUACGCCGCCGAGCCCUUCCACAAGAUGAGGAAGCGACCGAAGCGCAAUCCCUCCUGGUCUUCCACUCCGUACUCGCCAGCUAGCUCAAUUCUAAGCUUUAGCGAUGCGCCUGGCUCGGGGUUGAAAACGACGCUGUUUACCACAGAAAAUGAUAUAUUAACACAUCUUAGGGAGCUAAAUACGGGGAUGCAGAAUAAACUGUAUUCUGACCAGGCGACACAAACUGAUGACACGUUACAAGACCAACUGGAAUACUAUGGAGGUGUAACAAGGGCGAACGAUAAUAAUGUCGGUUUGAUUAUUCCAACUGACAUAGAAACACAGCAAAAUAAUACUUCAGUCGAAGGAUCGAUCAUUGAAGAAUACUACGUAUUACCUGAAACGGAGACCUUUGCUGGCGUUGAAAAUCACUUAAUAAAUAACCAUAACCCUGUCUUCGGCCAACCAAAUGUACCAAAUCCAGUCUGCCGACAAAUACGGAUGGAACCGACCAGUACAAAUAAUCUUUUCGACAAUUCCGAUAUUGCUACAAUGCUCAAUAGUAAUUGGGACGAAUAUUUGGAGCCGUACUUCGAGAAAGAUGGAGAAUUUCAACUUAAAAAUUUAGUUGCAGAGUCCGGUAGGGCAUGCCCUGUGAAGGAAGAACCCACAACCAGUAAGGGCAAUACUGACCAAGAAUUGGCUUAUUUCAAAGCCCGAGAAGGUUUAGAAGUUAAGAAGUUGAUUAAAGAGAUAUGUCAUUUGAAACAGAAAAAGCCUAGUGAUUGGGAUGUUAAAGUGAGAGAGAAACUCAACCGAUUGUUUGAAAUUCGACUAUCUAACGGAGACACUUUCCUCCAUAUGACAUUAACUGAACACCUGCCAAGCUUCAAAUUUGUGGUGAACACUAUACGCUCCGUCAACCUGACGCACUUGCUGGACGAAGCGAACCAUCAACAACUAACCAUCCUACAUCUAGCUAUCAUACAUGACAUGCCGGAUACGAUCGCAUAUCUUAUCGACAAAGGUUGCGAUCCUAUGUGCACAGACAAAGAUGGCAAUACAGCCAUCCAUCAUGCUGUUAUAAGCGAGUCUUCACUCCAAGUACUGCUCGAUGCCAUUGAGAAGAAAGGCUGCAAAUGUGACUUGAAUCAGGCGAACUAUGAGUGGCAGACGCCGCUGCACGCCGCCGUCCACGGCCGCCACCGCGACCUCGUGCACACGCUGCUCGACUUCAUUCCUGCUCGUGAAGUAGACGUGACCAAUUGGCUAGGGAUGACAGCAUUGCAGAUUGCUUGUUCGGGUAACAUUGGACAAAAUAACUUGGAAAUUAUUAAACUCCUGCUUGACAAAGGGGCUAGUCCGACGUUUACUGAGAGAGGCAACAGACCAGCAUACAAGAUGGCGAGAUCCAACCCCCAAAUGUGGGAGAUAAUGAGACAAUACCUUUCGGAUUACUACACUGAGGAUCACAGUACUGAUGAUUCAGAUGACGACUUCCAAUCUGCUGAUGAGGGACUGGACGAUGCCGCGCCGUUGGAGGAAAUCACAGAGAAGUUUAAAAACUUAGAGCCGACUUCACCUUCAAACGCUUAGUUUUAUUUACGAAGAAAAGAUUUUUAGAUAAGCAUUUGAUGCAUGUUUUACCAAAAAUAUUUUAUGACAUUUACUUCUAAGUUUCUGUUUCAUUAUGGUUGUGAGGGUGUUUCCAGACCAAUUUAUCGACGGCAUCGUGGUGCUACGUAAUGUUAAAUUACUUAAAUUAUGUAAUAUUUGAAUACAUGUAGGUAUAAUUAUUACUAUGUAUAUACGUACGUAGUAAAACAGCUAAAAGCUAAUUGUCAAAAGGUACAAAAAUAUCAAUUCAAAAUGGCAGCUGUUCUGUCUUAAAAAAAAUCGCUCGCUUGAAACAUAAAAAGAAACAUUUUUUUAACUUAAAAGUGUACUGGAUUUUGAGCCCAUAUUUUCGUCAUCACUAAUUUAAGAGCUACGGUUUUGUCAGUCUAAAGGCCAAUUCUUUCACUUCCUUAUAAGAUUGAUCAUUGUAAGUUCUUCUUGGUAUAUCGCAUAUCUUCAUUGCGUUAAAAAUACACCAGGGUCUGCAUGCCAACCGCAUCGCGCGCGGCGCGAUUUAUAUCGAGGGCUUCGACAUUAGUCGAUUAUUUAUUAGUCUUUUUAUGUUUCAAGCGAGCGAUUGUUUUUUAGCCGUACGAUGUCUAUAUACGUAAAUAGAAUUCGUUGCGUCUAUUGGUCGGAGCUGUCGAUAUAACUCGAAAUUGCUAUGCCGCGAGGGCAGGAGAGGAGGAAGAUAAGAUUCGACAGGGAUAUAUGUCCCAAUGAAGAAAAAAAUUUGGCCUUAAUAAUUAUAAUGAACAUUAAUUUCACAUUAUGCAUCCUUACGUGUUAAUUUGUUUAGGUAGUGUUAUAAAAGUGUAAAAUGUUCUAAGUGUGUUAAAGGAGGUACCUAUAGUCUGUGGGAUUUGAAUGAAUAAUGAUUUUAUGUAAGACUGCAACCGCAUUCUUGAUUCCAUGUGAUGAUGAUGCCUUUUAAGUGUACGUUUUAGUCAUUAUUAUAGUAAUAUUUUUAAUUUUAUAAGACUUAUAAAGUGUUCUUACAGGGAGUUAAUAAGAUUUGAUAAAUGAAACCGUAAUAGGCUAGUUUUCAACUAGUCAAACCAGUUACUUUUUACUAAACAUCAAAGCAUAAAUUUACUAUGGAAUUUGUAUGAAAAAGCACACUGUGACGUCAUAGAAAAGCGUGAUAAAAUGUCGGACUUAUUCAUUAUGAUUACGUUUUUCUUGAUUAAAAUUCAUAUGUUAAAUGUUUUUAGUUUUUAAGUUCUAUCUAGAACUAACAAAAACAUUUUCUACAGACAGACAGAUUUCUGUCUUUUAGUAAUCAGAAUUGCAUAAUUUACUUUGAACUAGUACACGACCCAAUUGGUGCCAGAAAUGACGUAACAUUUAUAUUAAUUUGACAGCUCUAACAAGUGUCACUCAAAAUGGUGGGUUGUACCGUUGCAAAUAUGAAUAUGUUAUAUACGAAAGUAAUGUAACUGAAUGUAACUCAAGUAAAAUUUAAUGUAAAUACCUCCAUGAAACGAAUAAAAUUGUCAUUGUGAGCAGCGGUUCUGACGGUCAGAAUGGCGGGUGUAAACAUUGUUGUCAAAGUAUAUUGUAGGCAAAUUUGGGUUUAGGCAUCGUGCAUUUUAGGUAUUUACUUCGAGUUUCAGGUAUCUUACGUUUUACGUAGUUAUUCAGCAGUGGCAUCGUGCAUUUUAGGUACUUCGCUCAAAAGAGUUUAUGUAAGAGUUUACAUACGGUUAUGUGAUAUACCGGGUGAGAGCCCUCAGCACUCCCCAUUAUUCCGACCAAGUAGUUAAUGCCAUCUGUGGCAAAUCUACAAUAAGUCACGUCAAAAAAAAAUCGAAAUGCGAAGAGUAUAACUCCCGGCAAACUUCUUGAGCAUCGAGUGUCGUAGUGGGGGAAAGUUCGCGCACGUACACUUCCGUGCAAAAAAAAAAGAAAUUUUGAUUAUUUUCUUUACUUCAUUAAAAAAAAAACAAUUAUUAAGUAUAUUAUUUAAUUAUGUAAAUAAAACUAAACUUAUCUAUAUUAUUAUAGUUUAUUAAAACUUAUAUUAUUAUACUUAAUAAAAAACUAAUCGUCAGGUAAGUAUGAUAUUCCUUCCAUGAGAUUGAAACCAGCAAUACCAGAGCUAGUGCUAGGUUUUGGAUCUGUAGACAUAGACCUCGUGCUAGUAACUAAUUCUUAAACAUAAAAAUAUGAGCAAUAACAAAAACGUGACAGUUUCACUGCACGCAAGUGUAUUUGGGAGUCAAAGGGACGAAGACAGAGUGCGCGGGGGAAGUAUCGACUGAUCUACCAAUAGCCGGUCAAUGCGGUAUUCACCCGCCCCCGCGCCCCGUACCGCACCACCAAAGAGAUCUAAAAUUCGGUUGUGCGCAGUCAAGGUGGAUACUCAAGAAGUUUGCCGGGACCUAUAAUUUAACUAGGAAAUCAACUUUAAGCGGCGGUUUCACACUAACGAUUUUUCUCGGCGAUUUCUGGACGCGGGUGCGUGCCGAUUGUUUAUUAGAUCGGUAAUUAUAUGUACCUACAUUCAGGUACAUUCCUGUCGUAUAAUACCUAUAUAACAUAUUAUUCAUAUUUGCAACCUGCUAUUCUGACCCACACCCCUAACAACACCGUCGAAGUGGAAUAAAGAAAUAGUAUUAGAAUAGAGAAUAGCACAAGAUUUAGAACUGUUUAAUAAAAUAAACGUGUCUUUUAUAAUCGACACCAUUUAUAAGUACAAAUCAUUAUCGAUUUAAAUAUUCUAUUGAUAUUUUUAGUUGUAAAGAAAAUUAAUCUAUUGCAAAUUGAAACUGAGUAUUAGUCCGAUUAAAAUAGUGCCAUAUAAUUUUGUAUUGAUUGACAAAACUUGGAGAUUUCUGAUUAUACUAUGAAUUGCAUGUGGAGCGCUGGAGUUGAAUGCGAUAAAUCGUACUGUAAUACUAUGCAUGGUAUGUUAAAAAACUAGAAACUGAGAAGAAUUGCAUGUUGCUUAUAACUUAUAACCCGGGAUAUGACAGAUUUCGUGUAAAUAAUGAGUGUUUCUAACAUGGUGAAAAAUAUACACUUAUUACAGUUCAUCAGUACUCGUACCCCUAGCAUGGAGCCAGCAUAUCGCGCGCGACGCGAUAAAUGAACCAAAACUAUUGGCUACGCGAUUAAUAAACCAAUAGGGUACUUCUAAAUUAAAACACAUAAUAACGGGUUCUUACUGCGUUUAAAGUAGGGAUAUAAGACUCCCGAUAUUUCGCCACUGUUGCAAGUGCCAGGAUCACGGGAUGACAACAAAACAGGCUUAAAACAGGGUACUUCUAGUUUUUUCUUCUCGUCAAUCUUCUCGUGUGUACAUGCUCAUGAUAUCACCAAAGUCCGUUUUUCAAUGUCAUCUAACGCAGAAGCAGUAAAUAUCGAGGUCUUCGACCAAUAAACGCAGCAAAUGCAAUCUACGUAGAUAGACGUCGAACGGCUAUUGGUCGAAGCCCUCUUGAGUGGUAGCUUGUAUGGCACUAAGAAAGCGUGACGUCACGCGUUCCUAAGGGGCUGUCCGUUAAGCAUGUGAUGUUUUUUUUGGCAUUUUUAACCCCUUCCCCCCUCCCUCUUGGUGAUACAUGGUGAGGUUCAAGACUACCCGCCCCCCCAUCUUAUCACGUGUAUUUUUUUAGUACGUGUGGGUACGUGUACGUGUGUGUGUGGUAUGUACGUGUGUGUGUCGUGUAUGUGUGUGCGUGUGUGUAGUUCGUGUAUGUUAUGGGCGAUAGGCUGAUCCCUUAUCACCAUAAGGUUCAUCAUAUCCAGCUUACGACAUCGUAUCAACAGUGGCUGCGAGUUGUCUUUGAUUACUUGUGGCUCUGCCCACCCCAUUAGGGAUAACGGGCGUGAGUUUAUGUAUGUAUUAUUUAGUACCUACCAACGCCGCUUUUCGGUUCAGUAUCGCGAGUUUGCCGAAAAAAUAAAUACUCGUGAUAUAUUACUACACCCCCCCUCUUAUGAUAUUUCGUGAUUUUUCAUGGACCCCUCCUCCCCCUCUCGAGCCUCGCAUAAUUAACGGACGGCCCCUAAUCCUAUUUCUUUUUAGCAUCCUGAUUACGAAUGGCUGUAACUAUUUCAUUUUUCAACGAAUUCCGAUAGUUUUCACAUUCGGCUAUCAAUUUAUGUCUGUCUAUCAAUAUAAUGUAUUUUAAAACUAUAAAAAAAUAAUGAAAACCGUAUAAUCUAUUUUUAUAUUUGUUAACUACCCUAUUGGUUCAAUUUUGCUGGAAAGACUAACGGGGUAAUACGUACGUGUAUGUUUACUUUUUUUUACUAUAUUUACCAUCUACCUACUCCCAUAGAAGGGCGUGGCCAUAAUUGGAACUAACUCCGCAAUCUAUGAAAACGUAAUUUUUGACAGCUGUCAUAAAUGGAGAUGGUGCACAUCUGUCAAUGUCGUCCACAUGUCAAAAAAUCCUGGUCGGUGCAUAAGUGAAAUCUUGUACGUACUGUCAUAUUUUAGUCAGUUAUAUUUAUUUACAGUUUUAUGACACCACUAUCACGUUAGUCUAACAGAAAGCUCGGUGAGGUGUCGGUACUUAGUUCGUCUUGCGAUAGAUGUACGUCAAAUAUCUAGCUUGUUGUUUUAUCAAAAAAAAAUCUCAUUUAUAAUUUUGACUGUUGUAUUGAACUUUAAUUUUUAUAAAUUCUUACAUAAAUAACGUUUAAGAAUACGGAAGCUUUUUUCUAUCAAUAUUGUUUGUUUACUAAAAACUCGUACAGAGUCUAAAUGAUAUUUUGUUAAUUCAUUGAAUAGAGGCGUUCAUUAUGCGGUCUGUAAUUCCGUCCGGAGCCCAGGAAACAUACGGUGAGAUAGGCAUUUGACUUUUUAUAUGCGAAAUGCGGGUAGAUUCGUCUCAGUUUAGUCGAUUUUUUCCCGAUACUGCGAGGGUAGGCGCGCAAAGCUAUAAAUAGAAUGCGCCUACGCGUUGUGACUCAGUUGGCGUUUUGACUUCGUCGUGUGCAGAUGCG